AUGUCUGAUGUGGCAUGUGAUAUAGAAAAGAAUGGUUGUGUGAAGCUGUAUAUUAUUGAACAGAGAAUUACCCACAACUAUGGCAAAUAACGGAGUAAUAGGAAGUUAUGCGAAUGAAAUGCCUGCCACAACGGCUGAACCUGAAUAUGCCAACGACCCAGCAGCUGGUGGAUUUUUUGCUUCCGAUUUUAGAAGGCACGAGGACCUCAAAAAUAUGCUGGACAGUAAUAAAGAUGGAUUGAAACUGGAGGCUAUGAAAAGAAUUAUUGGAAUGGUUGCAAAAGGAAAAGAUGCAUCAGAACUAUUCCCAGCUGUUGUCAAAAAUGUUGUCUCCAAGAAUAUUGAGGUGAAAAAGCUGGUUUAUGUGUACCUAGUAAGAUAUGCAGAAGAACAACAAGACCUAGCCCUACUUUCUAUUAGUACUUUUCAAAGAGCAUUAAAGGAUCCUAACCAGCUGAUCCGAGCAAGUGCCCUUCGGGUAUUGUCAAGUAUCAGAGUUCUUAUGAUUGUACCGAUUAUGAUGCUGUCUAUUAAAGAUGCUGUAAGUGAUAUGUCUCCAUAUGUUCGCAAAACUGCUGCACAUGCUAUACCAAAACUGUACAGUUUGGAUCCAGAACAAAAAGAACAUCUUAUUGAGGUUAUCGAAAAGCUUUUAUCUGACAAAACAACUUUAGUGGUGGGUAGUGCAGUAAUGGCUUUUGAGGAAGUUUGUCCUGAACGUAUUGACCUUGUUCAUAAGAACUACCGGAAGUUGUGUAAUGUUGUGGUGGAUGUGGAAGAAUGGGGUCAACUGGUCAUCAUACAGAUGUUGACCCGUUAUGCAAGAACCCAGUUUAUAGAUCCAAAUAAACAUAAUUCACUUGAAGAUGGUGAAGAGAAAUCUUUUUAUGAAUCUGAUGAGUCAGAAGAAAAGGACCAGGAAAACAGACAGAAACUUUAUGUGAUGGAUCCAGACCAUAGAAUGUUAUUAAGGAAUAGUAAACCUUUACUUCAAAGCCGAAAUGCUGCAGUAGUUAUGGCUGUUGCUCAGUUAUACUACUAUCUAGCUCCCAGAAAUGAGAUAAACGUUAUAACUAAGGCCUUGAUACGACUUCUUCAUAGCCACAGAGAGAUUCAGUCAGUGGUGUUGACCAACAUAGCAACUUUGACAGUGAAGCAUAAGGGAAUGUUUGAGCCUUAUAUGAAGAGUUUUUUUGUUAGGUACAGUGACCCAACUCAUAUCAAGCUUCUCAAGUUGGACAUUCUCACUAACUUAGCGAGUGAGACAAAUAUUUCCAUUAUAUUACGGGAGUUUCAGACAUAUGUUAGUACUUCUGACAUGGAGUUUGUGGCAGCAACUAUACAAGCCAUUGGUUGCUGUGCUUGUUCAAUAAAAGAAGUCACAGAUACCUGUUUAAAUGGCCUUGUUUCUCUAUUGUCCAACAAAAAUGAAACUGUUGUUGGAGAGAGUGUUGUUGUUAUCAAGAAACUUCUACAGAUGCAGCCAAGUGAGCAUAAAGACAUCAUCAUACACAUGACAAGACUUGUUGACAGCAUCACUGUUCCUAUGGCUAAAGCUUCAAUUCUUUGGCUUUUAGGAGAGUAUUCUGACAGAGUUCCAAAAAUAGCACCAGAUGUCCUUCGGAAAGUGGCAAAAACUUUCAUUAAUGAAGAGGACAUUGUGAAACUUCAGACUUUGAACCUAGCUGCCAAACUGUAUCUUACCAAUUCUAAACAGACCAAGCUUCUGACACAAUAUGUUUUCAACCUAGCUAAGUAUGAUCAGAACUAUGACAUUAGAGAUCGAGCACGUUUCCUGCGGCAACUUAUCAUGCCCCAAGGGGAAAAGGGAACUGUUCUUGCAAAAUAUGCCAAGAAGAUUCUCCUUGCCUCAAAACCAGCACCCAUAUUGGAGUCCCGAUUCAAAGAUCAUGACCAGUUUCAGUUAGGAUCCUUGUCUCACUACAUAAAUGCAAGAGCUAAUGGUUAUCACGAAUUGCCACAUUUUCCUGAAAAUGCUCCUGACCCCUCAGUUCGUAAUGUAGAGGUGGUGAUGCCAUGGCAGGAGGUACACACCACAAAGAAAAAGAAACAUUGUGAAAAAAAAUCUUUCUAUUCAGAAACUGAGACAAGCUCUCCUGAAGAGACAUCUGAACCUGAAGAAUCAGAAUCAGAAAGUAAAAGUAGCGAAGAGGAAGAAAGUAAUAGCAAUAGUAAGUCUGGAGCUAAUAGCAGUGACAGUGGAGCAAGCAGCAUAUCUGAGAGUGAGUCUGAUUCAGAAGUGAAAGAGAAAGUUAAAGCAAACAAUAAAAGUUCUAAUAGUGAAUCUAGCAGUGAAGAAGAUUCAAGUUCUGGUGAUGUUGAUGAGACUGAUUCUAGUGGAACAGAAGAAGAAAAGAAGCCAAAGAAACCACCUCCUAAAAAGAAAAACAAAGAAAAUAAAAUUUCUGAAGAAGUAAAAAACAACCUUGACUUACUUUUGGACUUAGAAGAUUUUUCCUUAACCUCAAGCUCGGGUCCAGUAAUCCAGCCAACAUCAGCUACUAAUAUCCUUACACCAUCUACAGAGAAAACAUCAUCCUUUGUUCAGAGUCCUCUCUUUUCUCCUGUGAACAAUCCAGUGUUUAUUCCAACAAAACAACAUGAACUGCUUAAUCGGUACAGUGGGAAUGGCCUAAUUGUUUCUUAUCGGUUCACACGAACAUCAAAUAUCUACUCACCAAAGAUGACAUCUGUAGAGCUGAAUUUUGUCAACAAUGGGAGUGAUGAGAUUAAGAAGCUUUACAUUCCAGAUAAGAAAUCAGGAGAUAUGGAAAUUAAAGGAAUGCCAGAGAUAGCAUUUCUUCCUGUGGGUCAUUCAGUAUCAACAAACAUUGGUAUUGAUUACAAUGAAAGUACCCAACCAGCUAACUUAGAGAUUACUACUGAGAAGCAGAAGUUUAAUGUAACAAUCAAAGCUCCCAUUGGUGAAAUCCUACAACCUGUUAUAAUAAAUGAAGAUAAUUUUUUGACACAACAAGGCAAAUUAAAAGGAAUGAAUGAAAACAGUUGUACAGUAGAGUUACCUAAUGAGAAGACUGAUGGGAAACACAUUGUGUCAAAAUUAUAUGAAGUUGCAAACAUCAUGCAGGUGUUAACGACAGAUGAAACCUCUGGAAUUUAUAGGUUUUCUUCCAAAACAUUGUCCAGUGAGUCCUUGGUGUUGGUAUCAGUUCAAGUUCUGAACAAUGGAAAAGCCUAUAUUACUGUAAAUUGUGAAAAAAUUAUGAUUGGUUCAAUGCUACUAAAAGAAUUACGAGAAGCCCUAGGGAAGUAAUACAAACUGAGAAGUUAAGAAAGUGAACAGAAAUUGGUCAUGCAAAUAGAGGUUUAAGAUGCAUGUUAUGUUAUUUGGCAAGUGAAUUAUGAAAUACAUCUGAUACGAAAUUUUCAGAAUUUAUUCAAAAGUAAGAAUUUUUUGAUUGUUUAUCAAUUAAAUAAAGAUUAUGUGUUGUAUUUGGCUUUCAGUAAAAAUGUUCAAUAGCUGGGAAGUACAAGAUUAUUACAUACGAGCAGAAAGAUAUUGAACAUUGUUUAGAAAAUGCAGAGUUGACCAAAAACAAAUUGUGGGUGUUUGGCUAACUUGAAAUACAAGUAAAAAAUGCUAUAAAUUUAGUAUGCUGAUCUUAAUAAUGAACAGAAAAAGUUACUUUUGAAUGUACAUUACUUUUAAUCAGUGUAAGUUAAUAUAUCUGGCAAUUGAUAUUGUAAAUUAAUCAUUUGAGAACUAUGGUUUAAUACAUGUUUGAUAAUACUUUGAACUUAUUCAGUAACAGAGACAUAAAGUAACAGUUAUUGUUCAUAAACUUGUGUAUCUAACAUUCCAAGAACAAGAUUAAUUUGCUUUGCUUACACUUUUUUUAACAGCAAGAGCAACAUGACAUAGGUAGUAUUACACAUCAUCUUUCUAGAAACUGAUAAUUAUACAAACUUGCAUAUAAUUCAUAGGAAAAAAUGAAACUGUGUGACUUCAUUGAAAUACUACCCAAGACUAAAUGUAAUGACUAUUAU
Messenger RNA from Limulus polyphemus (Atlantic horseshoe crab), 4029 nucleotides. RefSeq names its product AP-3 complex subunit beta-2-like (gene rb). Lineage: Eukaryota; Metazoa; Arthropoda; Merostomata; Xiphosura; Limulidae. Gene Ontology annotation, biological process: intracellular protein transport; vesicle-mediated transport. The record is from RefSeq and is a predicted model, not a curated record. Gene Ontology annotation, cellular component: AP-3 adaptor complex; membrane coat.